CUUUCUCAUAUACCUCCAUUUAUUACCCAUGCCUGCUGAGUGACAAAGCAAAGCGCGUCUUUCAAAAUGAUUACAAAGCUAGACAGCGUGCUUUUGCCCCGAAAAAAGUUUAUCUUCCAUUACAAGAAUGUGCGCUGGGCAAGGGGCCGGAAUGAGACAUACCUCUGCUUUGUAGUAAAGAGACGAGUUGGCCCAGACUCCUUGACCUUUGACUUUGGACACCUCCGCAAUCGCAAUGGCUGCCAUGUAGAGAUGCUGUUCCUGCGCUACUUGGGAGCCUUGUGCCCUGGUCUGUGGGGGUAUGGAGCUGCUGGAGAGAGGAGGCUCAGUUACUCCAUCACCUGGUUCUGCUCCUGGUCUCCCUGUGCCAACUGCUCCAUCAGACUGGCCCAGUUCCUCAGCCAGAUGCCCAACCUUCGCCUCAGGAUCUUUGUCUCACGCCUUUAUUUCUGUGACAUGGAGGACAGCCGAGAGAGAGAUGGCCUGAGGAUGCUGAAAAAAGCUGGGGUGCAGAUCACAGUCAUGACUUACAAAGACUUCUUUUAUUGCUGGCAGACCUUUGUGGCUCGUAAGCAGAGCAACUUCAAAGCCUGGGAUGAGCUGCACCAAAACUCUGUUCGUCUUGCCAGAAAACUUCACCGCAUCCUCCAGCCAUUUGAAACAGAGGAUUUGAGAGAUGCCUUCAAACUUCUUGGACUGUGAACAAUACUUGUGACAUCCUGUUACCAUAAGUCUAUUACUAUGUCAGAGUAAAGACAUGUUGGUCCAUCACUACAAUUGCUUAACUGAGAAUGAAAAAAAACUGAGAAAAAAUAGCUUUCAAGUUGCGGCAAGGCUUUAA
Molecule: messenger RNA, 841 nt
Organism: Seriola dumerili (greater amberjack)
Lineage: Eukaryota; Metazoa; Chordata; Actinopteri; Carangiformes; Carangidae
Gene: aicda
Product: activation induced cytidine deaminase
Exons: 5
Coding region: 67-702 (211 amino acids)
Biological process (GO): cytidine to uridine editing
Cellular component (GO): cytoplasm; nucleus
Molecular function (GO): cytidine deaminase activity; zinc ion binding; RNA binding
Source: RefSeq, a predicted model, not a curated record